Molecule: messenger RNA, 1242 nt
Organism: Lentinula edodes (shiitake mushroom)
Lineage: Eukaryota; Fungi; Basidiomycota; Agaricomycetes; Agaricales; Omphalotaceae
Exons: 5
Coding region: 1-1242 (413 amino acids)
Source: RefSeq, a predicted model, not a curated record
AUGACAGAUUGCACACGUACUAAUGUCAUGGAACUUUACCAAAACAGUGGCAUGUACUGUCUGUCCAUCAUGAUCACCACAUUUAUAUACGCAACUUCGCAGGCCCAACGCUUCCUUUACCCAGGCCGUGCACACGAUGGAUUCUCACUGAAAAAGCGGCUCUUGCCCUUCCUAGAGGACUAUCUAUGCACUCGCCUCGAUUUCAUUAACGACACUGACGACUUGAAGCCCCUCAGAAGAAUCUCAUUAAAGCUCGACGUCAGUUCUCAAAAUCCGACAAGUAGAACCGUUAUGGCUCUUCAGACUCAGACCGAAUCAUCUUUCUCAUCCUCAUCUACUUCUACUUCUGCUUCUUCUUCUUCAAGUUCAGCAACCACAACAAACGACAACCCCGAUAGCGGAAGCUUCUUCACCCCAACAUCCUCACCACCUCUCAUCCUCGCCUUUCUCGCCAUCGGACUGCUUGUGACAGCUAUCAUCGCGGCCCUCGGCUGGCGUCGACGACGCCAGAUGGGAAGGGGACAAUUUCAUAAGGCUGAGAUGGAUAUUGGGAGUAAGCCGAAGCUGUGGGAUUUGCGGACUACUUCUAGGAUUUCGGGAUCAGGAUCACAUGUAACAGGAAUAGACUCAGCGGCAGGUAGAGGAGCAAACGGAAUGGAAAUGUGCAGUAGUGGGGCAGGGAAAUUCUGGUCGAGGUUGCAUGCGGACCAGGAAAUUGAAAUUAGUUGGGAAAACAUCAUGCCAAUAUCAGUGACUCCGUUGAUUCAUGCGAACGACGACGAAGAUCGGAACUCUGAUGAACUCGUCCAAGAAUUAUUACCCUCACCAACUUCCUGGAUUUCCCAUAUCGUCUCGCAAAGCAGGACAGUCCUUGUAUCACUCUCACAUCAUCUCCCAGGUCGAAUUCAUCACCAUCACCGACAGCACUGGGUCCAUGAGGGCUCGGAUGCAAUAGAACCUUCACUGUCAGACCCGCCUGCGGAGACGGACAAGGGAAGGUUUGAGGCAGUGGUCGACAAUAUCUCCAGGGAUCAAUACGAGAGCCUUCAAAUCGCGGUGGCGAUUGCUAUGCCGAUGCCAAAGGUCGCCCGAGAUAAGGAAUUGGAUGGAAAUUUAGGUGAGGUGGAUGAACGGCGACCAGAGAUGUAUGAGUAUGCCUUGGGGUUAUGCCGAACGUCAUGCAGCGGUGCUGAGGGACACGAGUUUGUCGAGGUGACGAGCAAACCUGUAUUACCACAUUGA